AAGUGGAAGAUCAAACAGCGGGUCGAUAUAGUCGCGCGAUCAAUUCGGCGAUUCGUGCCGUGCAGGCCAACCCCGUGAAAUUCCCCGUCGACUUUGCGUCUCUCCGCCGAGCGUUCCCACCCCCGAGGAAUCGCCCCGGCGGUCGCCGUCUCCGCCGCAUCAAUCGGCCGCCUCCGCCACUGCCCCGCCGCCUUGCUACGGCCCUGGCGUCAGCCUGGCGGCGGCCGCAACUCGGAGGCGCUCCUCGUCACUCACGAUGGGAUGAAGUUGCGGUUUCUACUGGCUCGCCUUAUCGCCGCCACGCAAGCAUUCGCGAUUAACGCGCCGCACCGCGUGUCGUCGUCGCGCUUGUCGCCAUCGUCGUCGUCGUCGUCGUCGUCGUCGUCGUCGUCGUCGUCGGUGUGACCGACCGCCGCCGCCGGGACGUUCGCGGAGAAGACACGACGAGCCGUGACACCUGGGACAGGCGUCUGCUCUCCGGAGGUGGGCGGUGGCAGGUUAGGUUCUCACGAAAGGGUAACGGCGGACGGCCGCGAAGCUGGCGGGCCUAACGAGCUGCGUGUCGACGAUGAUGGACGACGAGGAGCAGGAGGAGCUCCGUUGCACGGGCAGCGACGUCGAGAUCGAGGAGUACACCGACACCGAGGAAUCGCCAUAUGUCGCUUAUCAGGCCGGCGAUAAGCUGUUCGAUACCGACCGCGAGAACUGGCAGAAGCUGCGCUUCCUAGCCAGCCUGGUGUCCGUCGCGGUAUCAGUUACCGUCCUCGUUAUCAGCUAUCCGCUUUAUCUCGAGAGCGUCGGCGCGGUCUCCAGCGCUUACACAGGACUCCUCUUCACUGCCCUGUGCUCCGCCUGCAUUCUGGGGAUGGUGUACUUCGUCGUGGACAGGGUGUCGCCGCCGCCGCCGCUGAUCCCGAACAGCAUGCGAGUCAAGAUACCCUGCGACGACCUGCUCAAAAUAGGCUUCCUCUACGCUAUUUCGGGGGUCUUCGUUACCUUGUCUCUCGACCGUAACAGGGUACUGUGCCACUUGCAAGACCCGAUAAAAGGCAUCACCCUCGUCUUCUCCCUCGUCUACUACUUCUUCUUUUGCCGGAAAAUGAUGAGCUUGCAGCGAAUUUUCUCGAGCACGACUAUAAUAGUGGGUCUGUUCAUAAGCGUCGAUUAUGGUCUCUGCGACGAGUUCCGCUGUCGAGGAAGGGAGGUGUCCUCGCACACAACAGCCGCCAUGAGGGGAUCCUGGGGCAUCCGGGCGCUCUGGACUUUCGUUUACGUGGGCGGUCUCGCCGCUUUCGCCAUGUUCUUCACCAUGCUCGAGCGACAUUACACCACCGCGCAACAGAACGUAUGCCAGAUGCUGACGACCCAGCACAACAAUUCUUUCCUCUACACGGUGUCUCGCUUGGUGUCCUCCCGCGACAUUCGACGCCGCGGCUCCGAGGAGGAGGGCGGCCGGCUCCUCCAUGUGACUGACCCCGACCCGACGAUCAAGCCGAAGACUUACCCGAAGCCGCCGGUUCUGCAAACUCUCUUUUACAUACACCUGAUCGCUUUCUUCGCAAUCUUGGCGGUCUGCUGGCUCGACACGGUGCCCGGCUUCGGUAGGGGUUUGUCGCCCGUAGAACUGUACCGUACAGUCGAACACGGGGUGAUGUGCCACUUUAAGGGUAGCAAGCUGUGCUCGAACGUGUCCGGCCACGGAUGGAUGUUUCUACUCGCUUACGUCGUCUUCUCGAUCUCCAUGCUCAACUUCCUGUCGUUGUGCGAGAGCGCGGUGUUCAGCGUGGCGGUCGCGACCGUGUCGCUGCCGUUAUCCGGUAUCUGGUGGAGUAUCUACAAGAUGGACGUCGGUUUACACGGCGGUUCCAUCUCCUGGUCGCCGUCAGUGACGGGCGAGCUGAUCUGCGCCCUGCUCGGUCUUCCAGUUGUCCUGCUCGGGCUCGGGCUGCUCGUCAGAUCGCACUUCCGGGACACCCAGCUACCCUACCAGACGAUUCAGUCGCCCGACAUUCAGCGCGAGCCAUGCCACAGAUGAAUCUCCUCUUCCUAGCAGGUGACUCUACCGCGUGGUGAGCUUCAAGCCCCAUGAGCGGUGAUCCACGGAAAUGAAUUCCCGGUCGACUCGACGGAACGACUCCCGUCCGUCGCCCGUCGAGCCGACCGGUGCCACGAACGACUCGACUCGACGAAAUUCACCGAGCCGGAUUAACGAUGUUAUUGUUGUUGCAAUUGACAGAUAUAUUUUGUCGACGUUUCCAGACUACACCGACGUUCUUCCUUCGGUCGCGGGGACGAGGUCCUCGAUUCGCUUACGUUUCGCAAUUUGUCGCGCGCGUCCGUACAAUUCCUCUUCCCCUACGCGAAUUCACGGUACGCGCGCGCGCGCGCUGUGAUAAGAAAAAGCGCCGAUAUCGGUAAAACUCGCUCGCCCUCCGUAGGGUAACACGGUAGGAAGGAAGGAGAAAGAAGAAGAAUGCGCGGAGAAGGAAGGAGAGAGAGAGAGAGAGA
This is a messenger RNA of Harpegnathos saltator (Jerdon's jumping ant), 2508 nucleotides long. RefSeq lists its product as uncharacterized. The record is from RefSeq and is a predicted model, not a curated record. NCBI's taxonomy places the organism in Eukaryota, Metazoa, Arthropoda, Insecta, Hymenoptera, Formicidae. The transcript has 7 exons. The coding region runs from base 569 to 2035 and encodes 488 amino acids.